AUGUGCCCUGUGCAUCUGGCUCAGGGCAUUUGUAUUUUGAUAGGGGGCAGUUCCGAAGUGCCGACGCAAGCCAAAGUCGAUGCGGUAAACAAACUCGCCGAGAAAUUCCAAAAGAGCACAAUCGUCAUCACAACCAACUACUCCGGUCUUCCGGUGGAUGAAAUGACGGAAUUGAGGCGCGCGCUCCGCGAGGCCGGAGUCGAGUAUCGCGUCAUAAAUCGAGAGUACGCCCUUCGCAGUCUGGCCGCGGAUGAGCGGGCAGCGCCUGCGGUAAACAGGAUUGUCAUAGAUGGACCAACCGGCGUUGCCUUCGGCUAUGGAGAGCCUACGGAGCCUGCGAAGGCCCUGAGCGGGUUCAUUCGCUCCACCCGGUCGGCCCUGACGAUCCUGGGAAGUGAGAUGGAUGGCCGCGCCUAUCCGGUGCCGACGUUGAACGUCUAG
Geodia barretti is the source of this 441-nucleotide messenger RNA. NCBI's taxonomy places the organism in Eukaryota, Metazoa, Porifera, Demospongiae, Tetractinellida, Geodiidae. The record is from the annotation of a GenBank genome assembly.